This is a messenger RNA of Paramisgurnus dabryanus, 1419 nucleotides long. The record is from RefSeq and is a predicted model, not a curated record. NCBI's taxonomy places the organism in Eukaryota, Metazoa, Chordata, Actinopteri, Cypriniformes, Cobitidae.
CGCCUUUAAAUUCAGUUAGUAAAGUUAUUUAUGUCAAUCAAAGAUAAUUCUCAAAAUGUGUAACAUUUUGGCCUUGUAAUAUUGUAAUAUAAACACGUAAUUCAUCCCACAAACGCGAUAAAGUGAGACGUGACCAUUUAGUAACAAUACCCUCAUUAUAAUCAGCACUGCGUUAAAAAUGCGCAAACUUACCAGUUUCACUUGAAGGGUGUUUCUGUCAGCUGUUGCUCAUCCUUACAGGAAAAGUUGGAAGUGCUGAAGUAAAGUUGGCUUUGUCGUUCCGAUUUGCGACAUCGAAAGAGUUUAGAAUACUAUAUAUUUGUACUUGACUUUUUUACUUGAUUUUGAUAUGGCUUGCGAAGGUUCGCAUGGGUGGUAAGACAUCAGGUAAUGACCGUGGCAACAGAAGAAAACGCAGUGUCUCUUCCUGAAGCUCCGGCAAUAAGCAACAGCCAAGACCAGAAGCUUGUUGAGCAGCUGGCAGAGACCAUCAGAGUGAUCGGUGACAAACUUGAUCAGGAUACAGAAUUUAAUGACAUGAUUGAUGGUUUAGGUAAAGUGUGUGAUAAAAGCAGUUUCUGGACACUUGUGGAGAAAGUUUUCAAGGAUGAGCAGAUCAACUGGGGAAGAAUUGUGGUGCUGUUCUAUUCAGUUGGAAAACUGGCUGCAAAGAUGGUCCUUGCACGCCUACCCAGAGUGGUUUCUGAUAUUCUGGCCUCAAGUCUUGAUUACUUCAGGAGACGUCUGUUGGGUUGGAUUUGCAAAAUGGGAGGAUGGAUAAACAGCAUUCCUGCACUGGCCCGUUUCUCCAUAGAGCGAUUUUCUAGUGCUUCUCUGAGUACUUAUUCUUCCAUUUUUGGAGCUGUGCUGACCUUCACAAGUGGUGCACUGUUAGGAGCUUUCAUUGUCUGGAGACUUCACAAAAGCAGCUAAGACAAAGAGAUUGGAACAAUCACACCAGAAGUAUCAAUCAUAUUCUUGAUUUUAAAUUAAGAUGAUAAGAUGAUCUGCUGGGUGAUUUUGAAAUAUGAAUCUUUUGCUAUAAAUCUUUCAUAAUAUUCCUUUCAUUUUAUAUAUAUUUAUAUUUUUGUACGUUUAAUCUGGUUACAAUAAUUACAUACAUAUUUAUUUUGGAUCAGUGAAGAGUUAUUUAAGCGUUGACCUAUGACAUUAUGUAGGCUAUACUUUAAAACAGACUGCAUCAAUGGUCUGUUGUAAUCAGUUUUUGUAACCCCCCUUGAAUACAUAAUGUGUUUAUUGUCACUCAUGAAGAAAAUGAAUCCACUUGAUGAUAUUUGUGUCUUUAUUCUCAGCCCCUAAGGUUUUAGGACUUUAUUUUAGGCAUACUGGUACAGAAAGCAGACUUCGUUAUAUCAUUGUCUUUCCUGUAUAUGGAAUAAAUGAGUGUGUUCUCAUUCA